AGAGACAAAGAAGAAGAACAGAAAGAAGCUGUCCUUAAAAACCUCAACCAAGACCUCUCUCCUAAUUCACUGACCAGUCACAUGACCAUAAUGCACUCACGCAACUCCUGCAAGACGCUAAAAUGCCCCAAGUGUAACUGGCACUACAAGUCCCAACAUACAUUGCAAGUCCACAUGAAAGAGAAACAUCCGGAGACGGGAGGCCAGUGUGUGUGUGGAUAUUGCAGUUCGGGGAAACCCCAUCCUCGCUUGGCCCGUGGCGAAACCUAUGCCUGUGGCUACAAGCCCUACCGCUGUGAGGUGUGUGACUAUGCGACCUCAUCGAAAGGCAACCUCAGCAUCCACAUGCAGUCGGAUAAACACCUUCAUAACGUUCAAAAUGGGGGACACUCGAAUGGUCACAUGCACACUUCUCUCAUCACCACAAACAACAACAGCAGCUCCUCCGACGGUAACGCAGUGGAUGAGCCCGCAUACAAGCCCCCGCUCUCUAAUCCCACCCCUACUAUCCAGCCCACUAAGCUCCCACCACCUGCACACACUCACUCCCAUGGUAAGCGGUGGCGGUGUGACGUGUGCGACUAUGAGACCAGCAUUGCCCGCAACCUGCGCAUACACACCACCAGCGAGAAACACACACAUAACAUGCUACGGCUCCAGAGAGGCUACUACCUGUCUCACUGUCGGAGUCUCGCCCCGCAGCUGAAACACUUAACAAACGCAGGUGCGGAGCUCUCCUUGAACAUGCGACUGACCAGUCAACAAGUUGCAGAUCAGCCAGUCACCCUCGGGUCGACACUGACUCCUUCUCCCUCCCCCUCCCCCUCUCCCCCUCCAGCCCUGUCUCUGUCCCCCACGGAACCUCUCUCCCAGGGGGGCGUGUUUCAAUGCCUUGUCUGCUCCUGCUUUUCGUCCGACAGCUUAGAGUCUGUGGAGCAGCACCUGAACGCCCCUCGCUCUCUGCCCCAGUCUGAGUGGUGCUCCCUGGUCGCUGGUGGCUGCCACUGCAGGCUGUGCGGUUACACCACCCAGCUGAGGGCUAACUUCUCCUUGCACUGUCAGACUGACAGACACCGCACCCGGUACCAGCUUGCUGCUCACCUCCAGGAGGGUGGGGACAGGGGUCAGGAGGGGGCUGCCCUUAUUGCUAAAGGCAACCCCGUCCAGCUGCGGUGCAACCUGUGUGACUACGUGACCAGCAGUUUGGACAAGCUGCGAGGACAUUCCCUCAAUUCCCACCACGAGGCCAGCGUCCGGGUUUACCGAUUCCUGCAGCAGUAUGAUGGUGAAGUUGAUGGGGGAUCGUGGCUGUUCCAUUGUCUCUUAUGCAACCACUCCUCCUCUUCUAAACUACAAGUACUGAAACACAGUCAAACACCAACCCAUCAGCAGAGGGAAGGGCUACUCCAGCUGCAGCCAAUGGGCGGAGAGGAGCUGGCAGCCAUUUUUACCAUCAGGAAAAGCCCUGAUGGUGUCACCGGAGAGCUCAGUGAGGAUAUGGAAACGUCCAGUGAGACCACCACUGGUCCUUUGGACACAACCAAAGACACUUGUAACUUUGUGGGGAUUUCUGAUGAGACAGAAGAAACUUGGGAGGAGGAAAGAGAAAAGAGGGAGUCAUUUCCAUCAGUGAAGCGUCCAUCCUCCGAAUGUGAGGAAAUAGAAAACUCGAUCUUAACCAAACGUCCCAGAAUACACCAGCAAAAUCCAAACCAGCAGACUGUCCAGUGCCCUUUGUGCCAGGUUAAACUCCAACACGCAGACCUUCGACAGCAUCUCACGCAUGUGCACAGUGUGGCACAGGACUGUGUAGACAAGCUCAUCAGCACAGUCACACUAUCCAUGGAACAACCCCACCCUCAGCUGCAGACAGAACCACAAUUGGAUGAUACUCAGAAAAAUAAAAACACCAAGAAUAUCAAUGCAAAUUGUUCCCAUACUGCUGAUUCCAGUGCCUCAGUUGAUUCACAGAAAAACCAAGGCAUUUCAGUAGUGAGCAACACUAAGGGAGAUGUAGCCGCACCCAAAGAUGUCACAGCUCUACUCACCCCACCCCUAGAAGACAACACCACUCACCCUUCCAGUGGCAGACUGGCUCCUCAGUCCCCAAAUCAGACCCCCCCCUCCUCCCCGACCGGUGACCCCCCUCCUCUUUCUGAUCGCCAUGGUUACCGGUUCCGUUGCAGCAGGUGCAGCUUGGCGUUCCCCACUCAAGAGAAGCUCCAGCUGCACUGGCAGUACCAUGCCAUGAGGGCGGCAACAGAGUGCCCCAUCUGCUCUCGACGAUGCCGCAGUCAAGAGGCCUUGCAGAGACACAUGCAGAACACACACUCACCGCUGGAAAACACACAGGCACAGAAUACACUCUUACCGCUUCACACAGCUCAAUACAUGGAGCAAAACAAGAGUUCAGUUCAACAAGAUUUGAGUUUAUCACCUCAAGUGGGUCAAGAAGCAGGAGUGGGUGAGGAUGAAGAGAGAGAGGAAGAAGCCCUAGGCAUGGUGGGAAAGGAAGAACAAAAAGAAGAGGUACAAUUUAAAGAGAAGGACAUGGUCGGUGAAGUUGAUGGAGAUGAGGAAGAUUUAACUGAGCCGGAGAAAGGGCCACACGAGGAGAUCCUAUCAGAACCUACUUCCAGCUCUUUUUUCAAAAAGAGCUCCAACCCCACAAUGGACCGCUAUCUGGAUCCAACCAGGCCCUAUAAAUGCACAAUAUGCUCUGAAUCUUUUACCCAGAAAACUAUUCUUCUGGUCCACUAUAACUCUGUGUCCCAUCUCCACCGGGCCAGACGGGCCCAACAGGACUCUGGCACAGGUGUUGCUGUCCCCGAGGCUCCCCGUGGCCCAGAUCCUAGGCCCUACCGCUGCCGAUUGUGUGGAGUGGGCUAUAGCCAGAGCUCCACACUGGACAUUCAUCUUCGCUCUGUUCUUCAUCAGACUAGAGCUCGUGCUGCCCAGAACUCAGCUCCACAGAACCCAGCAUCUAGUGUAGCUGCUCCAGUGUCAGUCCCCACCACUGCUACUCAGGCUGCUACCAACAGAGAAGAAAUACCAAAGGGUUUGCUGUUCACCAAGAGGCCAGAUCUAGUAAGCUCUUCAACCUCUUUACUAUUAGGCCCUGGCUUAGCAGCUGAGGCGCAGCCAACCCUUUCUAUCCCAAGUGACAGCCAGCAGGCUAAAAGUAGAGUUGCAGAACUUAUAGCAUCAAGAAACCAGCUAAUGCUAAUACAACAGCAGCAGUUAGCCCAGGCCCAGGCCCAGGCCCAAGUUCAGUUACAGCAACACACAGCUCUGCUCCAGUCCCAAUUGAUGCAGCAUCUUCCCUUCGGAACAGAGAAUCUCCUGAAACAACACUUCUCCCUGACACCAGACAACUUGCUCUCUCUGCAGCAGCAACUUCUUCUGCCAUUUUAUUUGUCAGGAGACAUGCAUAUGAACCCAGAGUUAACUGUGAAGAGCCUAGAGCUUAGCCAGUUAGUAUGUGCCAACUCCAUCCCCAAAGAACAGGUUAUGGUGGAAGUUAAAAGAGAGCCCCAACCUCAAAUAGAUGACAAACUAACCCAGAGACAACGUUCAAACUCAGCUGUUAGCCAACCAAAGGAUCGUGUGCAGUGUGAAGCCAAUGUUGAAGCUGGGUGCAGUGGAUCUUGCAACAGCCAGUCAGAAAAAAGACACAUCAAUUAUAAUAUUGAGGAAGAAAAAGAAGAAAUGCCUGUUCCUACUUUAAAAAAUAAGAAAGAGGAAACAGAUUCCUCUUCAUUUACUCCUCCUGGAUUGCAGUGUCCUCCUCCCAGAGUGCCCUAUGCAGCUGUGAAUGGCGAGCCUGUUCGAGCCCUGCUGCAGAGUUAUGGCUAUGAGUUGGCACUGCAAUACAUACAAAGUAGACAUAGAAAUCAGCAGCAGAUAACAACCCUUUUGAUGCCAGAUAAACAGGAGUGUGCUGAUAUCAACAAGAUGGAGGUAUGCUCAGAAGAAGAAAGAGUUGAGUUAAGUGGACUACAGGAUGUAAAGCUGGCAGGCUGUAACAACGAUAACGAAGGAGUAGAGGGCAAUGGAGAAAUAGAAAAUGUGCCACAUGACAAAAAAAAGAAAGAUGAGGAAUCGGUAAACAAAGAGAAAGGUCGUUGUGGAAGGGGAGAAAAGUGUAGAGACUGUGGCAAGUUUUUCUCAGAUGCCUUGAUUUUAAAAAGUCACCGGGAGUAUAUUCAUAGGAAACUGUUUCCUACUCCUGCACUGGAGAGAUUCUCCAGAGAAUACAGGCUGCAGUAUGACCAGAUGUACCCGCUCACACAACCUAAAUCUGGGGAGAAUUCAGCUGCCGCCCCAGUCCCAAGCUCAGAAUCAGAACCGGCACUGGAAUCAGUUAUGCCUCAAGUUAAAAGCCUCGCACCCUCACCUGAGCCGUCAUUUUCAGAUCCUGUAACCAAAACAUGUACUCUUGCUACAGACUUAACAAUAACUACUCCCACACCUUCUUCUCCAUUUCUUUCUCAAACUGAAGAAUUUCCAAAACAAGAGGCUUCCAUCCCAAGCACAGCUGCUACAGCCACUUCUCAAACCACAUCCAUAGCUAACGCCACACCUCUUACCUUACCGAACAUACCCAUGCUUCCUCUAGCUUUGCCUCAGCUUCCUAUAUCCCAACUGUCCCAUAUUCCAUUUUCCAUGGACCUGCUCCCUUCGGUUGUGAUGCAGUCUGUGGGUCUCCAGGCCCAACCUUGGUUUGAUUCAAGUGUGAACACCGAGUUGGCAAUACUCUACCAAUCUCAACUCAACACAGCACUGCUAAUGCAACAGCCACAAAGAACCCGAACCCGAAUCUCUGAGGAGCAACUGACUGUCCUGAGGAAACACUUUGAUAUUAACAGCCUCCCCAGUGAUGAAGAGAUGAUCAAGAUGUGUGGUCUCUCUGGGUUGCCUCACAAAGUUAUCAAACACUGGUUUCGCAACACCCUAUUUAAAGAGCGCCAGCGAGACAAGGAUUCCCCUUACAAUUUUAACAACCCGCCAACCAUAGCCCUGGAGGUGUCUGGAGAACCCCAGACAACAGACCUACUGAGAGAUGAGACCCAUAGAGGCAGGCUCUCUUCCCGAACCCGCUUCACCGAACAACAGCUGGAGACCCUGCAGGGGGUGUUUGAGGCGACUCCCUAUCCUAGAGAGGAAGAAUAUGACAGCUUAUCUGCUUUGUUGGGCCUCCCUAACAGAAUCAUUGUUGUGUGGUUCCAAAAUGCAAGACAGAGAGCCCGUAAAACUCAAGACCAGGGGACAGACGAUGGAUUAGAGGAGAAGAACCAACUUGACAACAUUCACAGUCAGAGAAAUGGCUGCUCCAUGAAUGAUGAUGAUGAAGCACAAGGGGAAUCUCAGAAUGAAAACUCCAUGGAUCUGACUUAUGAGUAUUACACCAACCCUGACUCGCCUGUUCUUGUUUCCGCUUCUCACUGCAUAGAAAGUGAGCAUCUAACAGCCAAUGGUGAACCAAUACCGGUUACGAGCAAACAAGAAGAUACACAAGAAGAUAAAACAUAUUAUCAAGCGAACAAGAGCCUAGCUCUUGUUCAAAUUAAAAAGGAAAUUUCAGAUGAAGAAAUCCAGCAUAUUGAAAUUGUUCAGGCCUUGAAAACCGCAUCUUCUCCACAACUAAAGCCCAAUCUGCAGCCAGAAAGUACUCCAGAAAGACUACCUCGCUCCUCUUCCUCUUUACAAAAGACAGCACCGGCCAUCGCAUCCACAGCUCAUUCCAGCCAGGGGCAUACAUGCAGCCCUCCAUCUGAUCCAGCUGUUGAAAAGCCUGUUGAUACAUCACCCAGCCUCCCUGCUGCUUCAGAGUCUGACACAAGCCACAUUCGGCUGCCUGAUGCCACCUCUUGCCUAUCCGUUGAAACCCAGCAGAUAACCCCACUCCAAACGCAGGCUCAAUUUCAGUGUAGUCUCUGCCCAGUGUCCUUGCCCUCAUUCCAGCUGUGGCAGGAGCAUCAGACCAGGCACCUCCUGGCAACUCAGUCCCAGGUCCAAUUUCUCCACUCUGGCUUCACAGACCGAACCAUGCCUUACAUGAUGCUCCACCCCAACCACACCCUGAUGGCCAGCCAAAUGCUUUCAGACGCUAUGUCCCAGAUGCACCCUAAUCCCACACAUUCCACCAGCCUUUCUCAAAGUUCCCUGUCACCAAUGAAGCAGAGUCCAAAGCUUAUGUCCGAGACCAGUUUUGAAGGCCAAAGGAGCAGUAGAGAGAUUGAGGAAGAGCACCGCAGGGAUAAGCGUCAGAGAACCACCAUCACCCCAGAACAGCUUGAAGUGUUGUAUCAGCGCUACAGUAUGGACUCUAACCCCACCAGAGGAGUCCUGGAAGGCAUUGCACGGGAUGUAGGCCUGACAAGACGUGUAGUUCAGGUCUGGUUUCAGAAUACACGAGCCAGAGAGAGAAAAGGACAGUUCCGAUCAAUGGGGCCAGGAUCCAGUUUCAGCUUGGGUUUGAACCACUUGCGCUGCCCAUUCUGCAGGGCUCUCUUCAAAGUAAAGAGUGCUCUUGAUGCCCACAUGAGGUCACGCCACUGGGCAGAGGCUGAAAGAGCAGGCUACAACUUAUCGAUGAGUAAUGGAUCCAAUGGGCAGAUUGGGAUGUCUAUGUCAUCUACCAUGGACAGACCAGGCCCAUCUAUCUCCUCUAACUUCAUCCCAAACCAUGGCUUUGUCAUCAUUAACAAAGAGUUAAGUAUGAAGCCACCUUUGUCUUUAACCACUGAUCUGAACAACCCAGAGGAGGAUGAUGACUAUGAGGAAGAUGAUGAGGAGUACCCAUGUGACGAGGGUUCCAGUAUGGCUGACCAAGAGUCUCCUAGUCCUGAGGGAUCUGGUGGUCCAAGCUCAGAUUGGGGUGAAACGCAAAGUCUGCAACAGCACCAACAUCAGCAGCAGCGCCAAAGGACACAGAUGAGCCACUUCCAGGUACUCCAGCUCAGAGACUUCUACAGGAGCCACCGUACCCCCAACCGACAUGAGUGUGAAACACUGGGCCAGGAGUUGGGACUGCCUCACAGAGUUGUGCAGGUCUGGUUCCAGAAUGCCAGAGCCAAGGAGAAGAGGGCCAGGAGCCUGAGCUCUGACUCUGCAGAGAGGGAGCAGGCCGAGCUGUCCGCAGGGGCAGGGGAGAGAGACAGAGCUUAAAGAGGCAGACGACGAUGGCGGCUGCUUUGCUUCUUUCGACUACAUUCUCCCCAGAACUCCUCCUGCACCUGCUGUUGAUCUCGAAACAUAUACCUUGUCCACUUUGCUGCCAAACCUGUAACCUGAACACCCCAAAGAUGCCGAGCCACAGUGGCCCAAAGAAACUCUCAACUGAAAGUAGGAGAGAGCCCAAACCAAGUCUUCUCUACAACAGCUUUCCUCUUUUCAUAUUGUUCUUAAACUCUUUCCCGGUCUGUCCUUCCACGUUGAAAAGAGCUCCCCUCUCUAUUACGUCAAGACACCUUACUACAACCAAACACCACCUUGAUACAAAAACAACCAGAUGCCACAGAGGCCAAAGAGCAUUCUCCAAGUAUGUGACCUCACUGCCCAGCUAGACCUGCAGUCUACCUCUCAGCCUGCAUGACAGACUCACAUUGGGCCCUCCACCAGACAGUGCUAGAUGACUAGCUGUGUAGCAUGUAGUGCCAGUAUGUAAGAGGCUGGAAAAGAAAUUGUCAAAGAGAUUUUUUUGUGUGUAAAUAGAGAGCUCCAAAAGAUAAACUUGAAGAAAAACCAAGCAGUUAACAGUGAAAGAAGAUGAUGGAGAAAAAAAACAAAAAACUGAAAAAUAUCCUUCAAAGAGAUGGAGGUAUUCGCAUAGAGCUUUUGUAAAGACUGACUCAGAUUCCAAAGCUCGUAACCAAAAUUUUUCAUGUCUGUGGAUUUCGUUUCAACACGUUUGUUUUCAAUAACAAACUGCAGAGCUGACGUCUGUACGGUGAAUGGGUGAAAUCUGCAGCUGGCAAAAAUUAAGCCGAGUACCAAAAGACUGAUACGGUGCCAGAAUGCAGCUUCACCCCCCACAAGCCAAUGAUGAGUCUUCUGUUGUACAUGUACACCGUCUAUGUUCCUUCAGUGGAUAACAGCCCAAAUAGCACAGAACGAAAAGGCCAGUUUGUCCUAAACGGGGCAAACUAUUUUUUAUAGCACUCAACCAUUAUACUGUAUAUGAAAACUUUAACCAAACUCAAAUUUACAUUGUGUGUGUGUUUAGUAAUAGUUUCUUAAUAUAAAUCUUAUGGACUGAGAUAAACUGUCUUGCUUCGAUAUAAUAGUGUCAUGAUUAUGAAAAGAUUAUGACAGCUUUGAUAUGUUCAGGCAAGGUGACUUACUGCCUUUCCGUUCUAAUUGAAUAUACCAAUGGCUGACCAAUGUUAUUUGAUUAAUGUAAAGCUUUCUAUGCUCAGGUCAACAGCUCAAUAUGGCUCUGCUUACAUUGUGGUCUUAAUACUGUACUUUUCUGUUUUUAAAACAGAAGAGGCAUGGUUUAACCUAGGACUAAGUAUUAAAAGAUAUUUACAAAAAACAUCUGUAUUUCAAAGAUCUGAGCUUUUCACCACUGAGUAAUAGAUUGUGACAAAAACCUUAUUGAAACUAAAGUGUUUAAUAGUGUGAGGGGUAAAUGUACAGUAUUUAGCUUUUGUAUGGUUGACUCAAGACUUCAUUGGAUGAUUGAGACAUGGCUCCCUUUCCACUUACAGAUGGGGAGCUACUGCGCAAAUCUGAGAGAAACUUCGGAUGUUAUUGAUGUUAUUUUUGUACACUUAAUUUAUUUUCCCUCUUUCUCCUACCUUACUGACUUUCCUAUUUUGCUCUCUAGCUUUCUUCCUGUGUUCAUUUGCAACCAGUCCUUAUUCUAACUGUAAUAAUGAUAAUAUAACAAUAAUAACUAAACAAUAAUUAAUGCUUUAAGACAGAAAUCCAAAGACGUGAUAAUACUUUAACCAUAUGACCUACAAAAAUAAGCGCUACUGUUUACUUGACGAUGUAUUGCUGUUUUUAAGAAGGAAGGAGUCCCUAUAUCUAAGCUACUGUUUUCUGCCUCUCAUAAGCACACUGGAGACUGUAACCAAAACCCCAAACUAGAGCCAUGGCAGUCUGUAAUAUAGCGGUUAAAGAGUUUUACUUCUCUUGAGAAAUGUUGCAGUUUAUUUUUCUUUCUUUUUUACCAUAGUGUUGAACUUCAGCCCUUAAGGAUGUCCAGUUUGCUGCUAAUGUACUGUAGUUUCUAAAGAUACUGUAGAAAGAUGCAUGCUCUGAUCGCUUUACCACUAGGCUUUAAUGACUACAAACUGUAAUGAUACCUGUGAUGCUGUUGAUAAACUGCUCCUAUGUUAUUCCGUUGUAAACGAAUGGAUGUGUGGGGCUCAAUUCCAUCAGGUUUGUUUUUCAGUAUCCUAAUGAUUACCCCGACUCAGAAAAUAAAAAAUGGCUUUCCUAAUACAAGAAAUAUUUUUUCAAGCUUCAGUUUUAGAGAAACCUGCUUGGGGCAUUCAUUUCUCAAUACUUAUGGAGAUACUGCAUAGCUAUUUGAAGGAGUUCAGCCCCAAAUCUUCCACUGGUAUGGUGUCAUGCUUUCUGUGUUGCAAUGUCUCUAGUCUCUAGCCAUUUGCCCAUCGAAAACAGCUUUGUUGCAUCUGUCUCAGACUGACAUCACAACCAACUUUCCAAAGGAUGUGGACUGACAUGUUUUGUUCUUAAACUAACCAAUGUUUACGACAAUACCAAUGAGCUUUCUUCUGUACAGAAAUGUGCAUUCCAAAUACCACAAAGGCAGUUUUUUGUAUACUGAUUAUUUAAUUUGUCAUAUUCUCUUGAUCUUAUUGACUGUAAGAUGUACAUAUUGGGGUCCUCCAUGGUGAAGGGACUCUGUUAUCCUUAAUGUAGGUAAAACUAUUCUUUUCAUUUUUUUCUGGAUAUGUUGUUGCCAUAGUGAUGACCAAAAAGAUACCUGUGAUGUGCACCUGUCCUUAUGUCCUGCUCCAGUGGUUUAGUGCGUCUCUAUACUCUCCCUCCCCAAGUUCUCCCUUACUGGUGUGUGUUUCUCUUCCUUUCCCUUCCCAUACUCCACUGAGCUCAAUAAAGUCUGCUUUGGUGCAUGC
Molecule: messenger RNA, 10115 nt
Organism: Pseudoliparis swirei
Lineage: Eukaryota; Metazoa; Chordata; Actinopteri; Perciformes; Liparidae
Product: zinc finger homeobox protein 3-like
Exons: 14
Coding region: 82-7170 (2362 amino acids)
Biological process (GO): regulation of transcription by RNA polymerase II; regulation of neuron differentiation; brain development
Cellular component (GO): nucleus
Molecular function (GO): DNA-binding transcription factor activity, RNA polymerase II-specific; RNA polymerase II cis-regulatory region sequence-specific DNA binding
Source: RefSeq, a predicted model, not a curated record